Schistosoma mattheei is the source of this 2876-nucleotide messenger RNA. The record is from the annotation of a GenBank genome assembly. Lineage: Eukaryota; Metazoa; Platyhelminthes; Trematoda; Strigeidida; Schistosomatidae.
UUUUAGUGGCCCGUUUGAUCUGACUCCAUUUUGAUCGUAUAAAUGUUUGUUACCGCCUAUUCUCGUACAUAAUCGUCGACUUAAAUCGCGUUAUCCAAUAACGGAAUUAAAUAAGUGGAAUAACGAGAAUUGAUUUGAGAAUACAUAUAUUUCGUACAUGAAGUGAAUGAAGCACAGCAAAGCAAAAAUGACACGUAUGGAAGAUGGCUGGGAAGCCAACUCCCAUUUAGUCAAGCGUUACUUAAUAUUUAUAGUCAGACAAAAAUAAACUACAAACACGUGAUGAGUCAUGGGAAAUGAAGUGUACACACAUAUACGCUCAUAUAUAAAAACAGUCAAGACUGAUAAGUGAAUAAUUGACAAGGUCAAAAUAUGACUCAAGUAGAAUGAAUAGAAUGGAAUGUCCGAAAACUAGAAUAUAAGAUACAUGGGCUUAAAAUAAUGACUGACACUAUAAGGUGUUAGCGUAUUGUUUUAAUGUGUUGGUUAUUAAAUGGCGGAAUCGAGUGCAAUGCUUUGUGACUAUGAUUCUUCAUUGCAGUCUUCGGAUGAUGGGAGUGUUGAAGAGACAAGAAGGAGUUCAAAGAGCCCUUUGAUAUCCCAGGAGGAAACUAAGAAUGCUGCUACAGUAAAAGAUGGGGUUCAACUCACUAUCGAAACAAAAAAGAACUCUUCUAUGGUUGUAUCUCCAUCACCUAGCUACAUUAUUGAUGGUAAACGUCGAUCGAGGAGUCGUGGACAUAGUCCUUCAAGGCGACACCGCAAACGAAGUUGUGCGCCCAGAUCUGAUCGCGGAAGUCCAAGUGAACGUGUGAGCUCUUCAAAACACAAACGUUCAUCCCACCAUUCGAGGCACAAACAUUCAUCCAGAAAGCAUCAUCACCGUGAUUCCCACUGUAGUGACUAUAAACAUCGUUAUCGCCGAAAGCAUCGACGCCACAGUUCAACUUCAUCUACCAGUUCAUCUAGUGAUACUAGCCCUGAAAGCAAACCUAGUCGGCGUGGAAGUCAUAAUGGUAGAAAUUCAACACAACUCCUCACAACAAGUUCCAAGGAUUAUUUCACUUCGCAACCGAAGCCAGAAAACCAGAACACUAACCUCAUUAUCUCAACGACGGGAGUCACCGUGACGACAAAUUCUCCGGCAGUUUCUAGUCAAAGUACUACGACGAAUGUUCCUGUGCAGCGGUUAACAGCUCAAGAUAUAUUAGACAAAAUACAAAAGCAUCAACAAGAGCAAGCCAAGGCUCAAGCAUUAGCCGCUGCCGCCGCCGCGAAGCUCCCGAAAUACUACAACCCAACCACUGUCAAUGCCGUCAAACUCGCGGAGCAACAACAAAAGCGCAAAUUAUUGUGGUCCAAAAAAGAUGGUGAAAACACUAGUUCUGUAAGUAAUAGUCUAUUUUGGAAAAUAAGGUUCAUCUUUGGUGUUUACUAAAUGUUCAUUGCGAACUACAAAAUCUUUAUUUCUAACCUAGGAAAGUAAAACUCUUUGGACAGCCACAUCUCUAAUUGCUGGAAAAGGUGAUUCUGCAGCUGCAGCUAAAUUUCGGAAAUUGAUGGGAAUUCAUGAUUCUUCUGAAGAAGUCGUGGACGGGAGUGCUGCUCAUGUCAAUGAAACUGAAGCUUUGCGUCGAGCUGAGGCGCAAGCUGAACUUUUCCGGCGACUGGAACACGAAUAUGAGAUGUCUCGUACCAUAACACAUACUCAGCGAGGCGCCGGUCUUGGUUUCAGUUCAUCCAGCCAUAUCGAUUACAAUGCAUACUCUGCUAUGCAAAGUGAAAAAGACAAAAACCCUAAUUUAUAAUUGUAUUUAUCUCACUAGAAAUCACUUGUACAGCUCACCGAUAUUUUAAAGAAUAAUUUACCUAAUUAUUUUCAAACAGUUCAGUCAUUUUUACUUAUCGUAAAUAACCAACGAUCAAAACUAAAUGUAUGAGGCUGAUGAAGAAAACUAAACCUUAAGUAGGUACUUUGUUAAAUGAUGUCAUAUACGCAAACUUAGUGUAGCACCGCAUAUAUUUCAGACAACUUAAAAGUAAUAUGGUUAAGAAGACUAAAUUGACUGAGGUAAAGUGAAGUACAGUUGAUAGUUUUUUUUAGUGUUAAAGAAUCAUUGCGGAAUAUAGCGCGGAUAUCUUAUCAAUUCAGACGUGAGACAGUAGCUGGACUGCUAAAGUAUCCAUACUUUCACCUGUUUGCUUGAAGGUUCCGACAACAAUGCAUUUAAAACUAAACAGCACGGUGGUACCAUUAAUUCUCACAGAUAUGUCAAUUAUGCUUAACAUUUAUCUAUAGAAGUAUUUAAUUUAUUUCCAUCCUUUUUUAGGUUUCAAAUAAUUUCGUAAAGGAGUGGGUCCAUAAAAACACCUUACUAUUAAAGCAUUAGAAUUUCUUAAUUAAAAGGUUUUCAUGAGACUAUAAUCAUCAACCGAUAAGUUUGUCUUAGCUACGGAUAUUCCUGUAAUUGGUCUAAAUGCAGUUAUCACGUAAAAGUGUUAGGCGGACAGUCGUAUUUGCGGAGGGCUUUUAGUGGGAAAAGGUAUUCACUGAAUAGGAAGGACAGUUAUUGCUAUCACAUAAGCACUGAUCUGGUACGAAUGACCACAUUCGAGCUGGUCCUCAAGUGCUUAAUUUUAUCUUUCAAUCGAACAAGUCACUUAGAAUAAUUAGAUUCAAAAUUUGGAAUUAAGAUCUUUCCAGUGUUGCCUACAUAGUAAAAGGUAAACCUACCAUCCAUGCAACUAAGCUUAAACAUUAUGGUGUUUUUUUAUCACAGAGCACCCGACCGUAGAUGCUACUUUGACGUGUUGAUCCAGCUUGCCUAUCGUGAUGAGUCAGCCGAGCUAUACUGGCUGGAACAUAUGUUCCUGUA